AUGAUCGCAGAUCCUUUCCCUACCGAAAUUAGAUUCACGGUGGCACCGGCAGAUCACCCUGUGAUUGUGACGCUACGGGGUAGUGAGGAUACGGAAGGUAUCAUUAGCACGUCCUCCUCUGGUCCAACUUCUCAUCAACAGGUGUCUAGUCUUGGUGAACUUUCACGCGCACUCACUAGGUUUCUGCGUCCCGACGUUGUUGUCCAGUCUGUUCACCCUCACCCAAUGCUGAGCAGGCUUGUGUGCCUCUGGGUGGGUAGGAAAAGGUGGUCCCGGAUUAGACGGGCUUAUAAAGACUACGUAGCAACCACUGCCAACAAUCGUGGUGCUGAGAAACUUACUCAGGUACGGAAAAAAUGGGACGCUCACAGCGGAGAAGCUCAACAAGGGUUAGAACAACUCGAGUGGAAGCGUAUUCGGCGUGUGGUGGGGCUGAAUACCUGGGGAGAACAGCUACGUUUCCGCCUCAAACAUUACGCCUUCUCACUCUUCGACAUAACUCAAAAUGUUUGGGGUUGCCCUCACGCUGCAUGUAGAGGCGUCCGAAGUGUGAAGCUUUAUCACGUGUUUUGGGAAUACCCUUGA
Messenger RNA from Phytophthora megakarya, 585 nucleotides. NCBI's taxonomy places the organism in Eukaryota, Oomycota, Peronosporomycetes, Peronosporales, Peronosporaceae. The record is from the annotation of a GenBank genome assembly.